CUAAGACUUUCAGCUAUGUUUUCCAAAUUCACUCUGCUGGCAGUGGUGCUAGCUUUUGGGCUUAUUUCUGCCCUGAGCAUUACCCUGAAGUUAAAUCCCUCCAAGCUGAAGUUGCCAACUAGCAAGAAGAUCCUUACACUUCAGCAGCAGACGGAUAUGCUGGCUGCUCGAGAUCCCUACAGUUCGCAGCUCUGUUUUGGCCACUACCUUCCCAUUCUCAACGACUUCACGGCCCAGUUUGAGGUGGACUAUGGCAAGUGCCAAAAGGACUUCGAUAUCAACAGUGACGCAGUGAUACUGGCCUGGAACAGUACUCUUUAUGGAAUCCAGCAGUCUGCUGAAAGCGGCUGUAGCACCUUCUUCGACUGUUCAUCCCUGGUGGACUACGUCAUGGCUUUCGAGUGCUUUGCCAGUGUGGGAGCUGAGCAAUCGAAGAUCAUGUACCAAGUUUCGGCAAAUUCCAUCGAAGCCGCCUCCGACCUCAAGAUCCACCUCCAGACUUUGGAAACAUUUAAGACCAACUGCCAGAAUACCGCCGAUAGGGAUUACGUGGAAAGCACCGCUAGCACCUACGAGAAUCUGAACAAGUGUCUCGGUGGAGCUCCUCUGCCAGAACAGACCACUGCCGAUUGGUUUCAUUCUACCAGUUGGAAUUAAAAAAUAGAUUACCAGAGAACUGAAAAAUGAAUAAAUUAGA
Drosophila rhopaloa is the source of this 697-nucleotide messenger RNA. RefSeq lists its product as uncharacterized. Lineage: Eukaryota; Metazoa; Arthropoda; Insecta; Diptera; Drosophilidae. Bases 16 to 657 code for a protein of 213 amino acids. The record is from RefSeq and is a predicted model, not a curated record. The transcript has 2 exons.